AUGGCCAACGUCAACGAGGUCAUCGAUCGUCAGAUCGACCCCAUGGGCCACAUCAACCCAUCGGUGGCUCCCUUGACGGAGAAGAAGAAUGUCUUCAACACCAGCACCGCCCCAAACGACAGUGGCGACCGCUCUUCGGGMUCCGAGAAGGAGUUCGAGAAUGAGAAGUCCGUGUACGUUGGCGAGCUAGAGGAGAGCGAGAUGCGCGACGAAGAGACCAUUGCCGAUCCAUACGUGCCCUUUGAUGACAUUCCAGAAGAGCGCAAGGUGAUUGUGACCAUCCGUGCUAUGCUCGUGGGUUGCAUUUGCGGUGCCCUUGUCAACGCUUCAAACGUCUACUUGGGACUGAAGACCGGAUGGACCUUUGGUGCCAACCUCUUCGGUGCCAUUAUCGGUUUCGCUGUCCUCAAGCCUUUGGGUCGCAAGCUUCCAGAGAGAUUCCCCAUCUUUGGUGGUGAGUUUGGACCUCGCGAGAACAACAUCGUCCAGACUGCGGCCACCGCCGCGGGAGGUCUCAGCAGUGUCUUUGUUUCUGGUAUUCCGGCCCUUUACCAGCUCGGUCUGCUCUCGACCCCCGAGAAGGAUUUCUCGCGUCUGAUCACUUUGACCAUCGUUGGUGGCUACUUCGGUUUCGCCGCCUCCACGCCUCUCCGCAAGUUCUUCAUCAUCUACCUUGCGAGAGAGUUGAAGCUUAUCUUCCCUACCCCAUCUGCCACUGCCAUGACCAUCCGCUCCAUGCACGUGGCAGCUACUGGUGAGAAGCUCGCACAGAUGAAGAUGUGGGCUCUUGGAUGGGCUUUCUCCAUUGCCAUCGUCCUCCGUGUCGUUUCGCAGUAUGCCACGGGAAUUCUUUGGGAUUGGCACAUCUUCACUUGGUUCUACAUCUGGUCAGGCUACAGCGGUGGCGCUUUGCAGGCUGAGAGCUGGGGCUGGAUGAUCGAGUGGACGCCUGCUUUCAUUGGUGCCGGUAUGCUUGUCGGUCUCAACACUGCCAUCUCCUUUUACGCUGGAUCCAUCAUUGCUUGGGGUAUUAUCGGACCAACGCUCGUGCACUACCACGCUGCUUUUGGUACCCAGCCGUACAACCCGAACUCGGCCCAGGCUCUUGCAGGCCUCACCGAGGUCCCACCUGGAAUGGAGAAGUGGGCACCUCUCACCAACUUUGCGUCUCUCGGAGCUGCUGCAUCGAACAAGGACAUGCCCAGUCCACGUUACUGGAUGCUGUGGCCUGGUGUUCUGAUGAUGAUUGUGGUUUCUUUCGUCGAGCUCGGCCUCCAGUACAAGAUCUUCGCACACGUUGGCAAGGCCAUCUACCGUGGAAGCUGCGCCGGUAUUGCAAAGGGUCUCAAGGCCAUGGGCAAGCCCCAACCUGCCAUGGAGGCAAAGUCGCAGCAGCAGUCUGAGGAUCUCGUCGAGGACUUUGCGUCCGACGACCAGCUCGUCAAGUGGUGGAUGUGGUUCCCUCUCCUCAUCUUCAUCAUCAUCAUGGCUUGCGUGGUCAUGGCUCUCCAGUUCGACAUGCCUGUCGGCGAGUCACUCCUCUCCAUUUUCCUGGCUUUCUUCUUCUCCAUCCUGGCAGUGCAGUGCGCUGGUGUCACCGACAUCACUCCUCUCACUGCCGCCUCCAAGGCUUCCCAGAUCAUUCUCGGCGGAGCUACCAAGGGCGAAGGCUGGUCUCCAGAGCGUGCCCAGAAGCUCAACUUGCUCGGUGGUUCUCUCGCGUCCAUUGGAGCCAACCAGGCCAGUGACUUGGUCGGUGACUUCCGUGUCGGUUUCCUCCUGAAGACCUCUCCCAAGCAGCAGUGGUUGGCACAAGGUCUUGGAACGAUUGUGGCUGUUUUCUUGGCACCUGCUCUAUUCAUCCUCUUCGCCAAGGCAUACCCAUGUAUCUUGGAGUCGGAUCCUGAUACCUGCCCCUUCUCUGCUCCCUCGGUCUCCGCAUGGCGUGCGGUUGCCGUCGCCAUGACCGACCCAACUUUCCCAGUCCCUACCAGCAGUGGUAUCUUUGCCAUUGUAUUCUCCGCUUUCGGUGCUUUCAUGGUCAUGGUCCGUCACUACGCAUACAAGGGUACCUGGGAGAAGUACCGCGUCUACCACCCCAACAUGAUGUGCAUUGGUCUCGCCUUUGUCCUGCCACAGACAUACUACGGUCUCGCCAUGAUCAUCGGUGCCGUUCCAUGUUACUUCUGGGCCAAGCGCAACCCGAAAUCCUUUGAUGUCUACGGCUACGCCAUUGCGGCCGGUCUCAUUGCCGGAGAGGGUAUUGGAGGAGUCAUCAAUGCAGUCUUCCAGAUUGCUGGCAUCAGCGGACCCGAUCCGUACGGUACAUCGAUCGCGUGUCCCGCGAUGUCGUGUURGAGUUGUUGUUCGUAA
Ramularia collo-cygni is the source of this 2373-nucleotide messenger RNA. Its product is annotated as related to permeases-unknown function. The record is from RefSeq and is a predicted model, not a curated record. The transcript has 4 exons. Gene Ontology annotation, cellular component: fungal-type vacuole membrane. Gene Ontology annotation, molecular function: oligopeptide transmembrane transporter activity. Lineage: Eukaryota; Fungi; Ascomycota; Dothideomycetes; Mycosphaerellales; Mycosphaerellaceae. The coding region runs from base 1 to 2373 and encodes 790 amino acids.